Messenger RNA from Nematostella vectensis (starlet sea anemone), 1902 nucleotides. Its product is annotated as nucleoporin Nup43. Lineage: Eukaryota; Metazoa; Cnidaria; Anthozoa; Actiniaria; Edwardsiidae. The record is from RefSeq and is a predicted model, not a curated record. Gene Ontology annotation, molecular function: protein binding. The coding region runs from base 41 to 1171 and encodes 376 amino acids. The transcript is spliced from 7 exons. Gene Ontology annotation, cellular component: nuclear pore outer ring.
GGGUACUAGCUACCCUUGCGCGGGAAGGAUCGAAUCCAAGAUGGCGGCCGGAGGAGAGAUAGUAGCGAAAUAUGUCGGACAUAAGAUAUCUAAGGCUCGCUGGGCUUCAGCAAGACAAGGUUCUCUAGAACCGUCAGAUACAUUCACUACCGGUGGAUGGGACGAUCACAGGAACAGGUUAUCUGUGUGGCAAAUAGAGGACAUCCCUGCAGAGCCAGGCGCAGUGACAGGAACCACGCCUAAUGAGCCGAUUCUUGUGGCUGACACAGAACAUAUUGGGGAUGUAACUGAUAUUCAGUAUGUUGGCCCAGAAAGUGUUGUAGUUGCAUCUUCAUCUGGGAAUGUCAGUCUCUAUCAAUAUAACACAAAAAGAAAGGUGAUUUAUAUAGAGCAGGUAUGGGAACGCAUGCAUUUCCACUUGGACCAGUCCUGUCCCUGUACUAGUGUAGCCACAAGCCAGACCUCCUCAGAUAUAAUCACAGCAGGCGAGGACGGGAGGUUGAAUGUACUAAAAACUGGAAAUCAGAACCCAAUAAGAUUUUAUGAUUCGGCAGAUAGCACCUCGAUCAAUGACAUCACCUUUACCACCACGUCUGAGGUUGUUGGUGUCACAUUCAGCGGGCAGGUCAAGAUGUGGGACCUGAGAAACCGCAACAACAAACCAUCAAGAACCAUGCUUCUAUCUGGUGAUCGAGUGCCUCUGUUGUGUGUAGACAAACACCCAACACAACCACACUUGCUGGCAGCUGGCGGACAGGAUGGCGUCCUGAGCAUCUGGGACAUGCGUCAAGAGCAGUACCCGGUCACCCUGCUGGAGGGUCACAGUGCAGAAGUGUGGGAAGUUAAGUUCCAUCCGCAAAAAGCCGAUCACCUGUUCACCUGUUCUGAGGAUGGGUCUGUAUGGCAGUGGGACGGGACGUCAAUGAGUGCACCCUCGGGUCACUCCACCCUUCAUGGUAUCACCAGCAACACCCUUAACCUCACCAGUGCAGCUGACACCUCCGUCAGUCCAUGGCUAUCAGUGGACGCUACUAAACACAGGAUGGAAACAUAUUCACUGCUUGCGGAUAACAGACUGUCAAUCAACUGUUUGGAUAUUGAGUCCCGGCAUCUUCUGUGUGGUAGUGAUUGUGAGGCUAUUUUUGUUAUAUAUGACAUGGUCAUCAGGUAGGAAAUUAGAUAGAAAAUGAUACUAGCAAAACUGCAUCCCUUCCACCCCUUAUAGCGGCAUGUCACCAGUUUACUUCCGGAGGGCCGACGGAAACCUCAACCGACAAUAGACAAAUGAAUCCGCCCUAUUUAACUGGCCAUCCGCUCUAAAUUAUCUGUUACAGCCUCAAAGAAACUUUCAAUACACAUACUGCUUUUACAAUUUUGAAAUAUUUUUCGUUUUCCAUCAGAAAUCAUCGGAAGAUUGUUACGGAACCGACCGGAAGUAAACUGGUGACAAUGCGGCUUUAACAUAUAUUGGCUUAAACCAUAAUGCAUUGCUUCGCAGCCAUUUAUGAUAACUACAAAAGUCAAAACGCGCCAUAUGCAUUAAUACAUAUACACCUUUUUCAAAAAAACGUCAGUGCAAAUGGCUAUUGACAAGUGGCAGUUCUACGACCCAAAGGACCCAUAUUUGUUCCAAAAUUCGGUAAGAUAUAAAUAAAACAUACGACUAUCCAUUUAAUAAUAAUUAAUAUAUGGUUCUGACAUCGCUUGAGUUUAUUUAUCACCUUUAUUUUUACAAAUAAUAAACCACCCAUAAAAACUUUUUCGGUCGUAGAACUGCCAUUUGGCAAUUGCCAUUCGCCGUUUCGCGUUGAAAACCUUUCUGAAAUAAGUGUUUUUCAGAUUCUUCUCUAGGAACCAUAUAAACUUUUACAGGUACACAAACAAAGAUCAUACAAAUCUAAA